AGCAGCAGCAGUGUCAUCUCGUCAUCCAUCGAAAGUGAAACUCGUUACCGGAGCAGGACGGGAACUGAUUCCUUGCGUCUUUUUUGUAGUAACCACGUUACACCGGGAUGUGAUGUGCUCUGAUUUCGUAACUUCAUUCAACUCUCAUCGCGUGCCACCACUACUGCCGACCUCGGUCUCUCUCGCUCUCUCCCAUUACCCCAUUUCGGUCGCACUGGUUGGAUUUGGCCGUCGCUGCUCCAGCUACUGCUGCUGCUGCUGGACAUCAACAACCACGCGACACCUCGUCAUCCCUCCUUCCACACUUGCAUGUGGAGCGUUCAGCAGAGCUCAUCGAAGAAGACGGCUGCCGCGGCGACGACUUCAACAGAUCAGAAAGAAGCGACAGUCCAAAGAAGCGGGCCCAAAAAUUUUAAUGGGUACUUACCUCGCGUGCCAUCGACGACAACCGUCAGUCGUGUAUUGAUUUUCUCGCCGUGCAGACGUGUGUACGACGACGCUCUCCGGUACGACGGUUGCAGCGUUUCCGUGAUUAUCUCCACAACAAAACACAGCAGUGAAAGUGAGUGAUCGACGCACCUGAAACCACCGCAAUCAGAGUAGGCGACAAAUGUUACACCUCUAACAAAUUGAACAAAGCAACCACAACCACAAACCAAAGUAGGCACGGCCAAAGUUCCUCACGCGCGAAACACGGAAACGGAACAGCAGCGGAGCAGUUGACCUGCUCCAUCGUCGUUCGACCGUCCAGUUCCGUAGUAAUUUCGGUAGCAGUAGUUCCAGCAACUUCUCGCCAAAUCCGUUGAAUACGUGUGAUAAGUUUAAGUGCAAAAAAAUAGAAAAAAAAAACACCGACAGUUAUGGAUUAAUACACAAAAACACAAAAGUUCUCCAAGAAAGUUACGCAACGCGGAACGUCCGGGACGUAUUGUUCAGUGAAGUCGUAGUGAUUGGAAGCAAGAGUUGCAAGGCAACUGCAGAACCAGAACAAGCAGGGGAAGGAAGUGUGUGGUGAACAGUUUUUCGGCGGAAGCACGCGCAAAAACGACCAUUGAGAAGCUGAUUUUCCACGGCGGUCCAUCGAGGCAGGCGAUGGCACUGUCGCUGCUUCAGGAAGCGCAAACAGCUCAAGGAUUAGCCGCCGUCCGCAAUAGCCUUCAGGGAAUGAAACGUGAAGAGGAGCGUAGCAUGUCCGUGUCGCCCCCGUUGACCGGUCAGCACCAUCCGCAGCACCACCUGAACAUGAACGUGAAUCACAGCCCUACCAUAUUCGGUGGCUACCCUCCAUCGUCGCCGGCACUGGGAAUGCUGGCACCCCAACUCCUGGCAGCUAAUCAAACGGCCGCCGCUCUCAUGGCUGCUGGACUUCCAAUGUCCUUGCGAGCGCAUCUAGCGUCCGGACUGUUUCCCCCACAUCCGGCGCUAUUCGGAGCGUGGGCACCACCCACCCCUAACAGUAACAACAGCAGUCCACCUCCGCCGCAGAGCCCCAUUUCACCGGCCUUGAGCCACAAGAGUUCAAAGUCCCUCAAACUCACCAACAACAAUCACAUCGUAUCGACGACCUCGGAGAUUCUACCUCAACAGAAGAAGCUGGCCAAACGGAAACAGCUCUCCGUCAAACCGGACGCGGCACUACUGCAAUCUCCAGGUCACACCAUGCCCGUGGACAUUCCAGACAUGGUCAGUCCUGGACCCAUCUCACCUCCUACCUCAGGCUCCUCGCCACAGUCUAACGGCAGCGUCGACCUCCCGCAAACCAUCACUACCUCCACCAGAGAUCCCACGCGGGACAAGGUCUUCACCUGCAAGAUCUGCAACCGCUCAUUCGGCUACAAGCACGUCCUCCAGAACCACGAACGAACCCACACCGGCGAGAAGCCCUUCGAAUGCCCGGAAUGCCACAAGCGAUUCACCCGGGACCACCACCUCAAGACCCACAUGCGGCUUCACACCGGUGAGAAGCCCUACUCCUGCACGCACUGCGACCGGCAGUUCGUCCAGGUCGCCAACCUGCGGCGGCACCUCCGAGUGCACACCGGCGAGAAACCCUACGAGUGCGAGAUGUGCCAGCAGAAGUUCAGCGAUUCCAACCAACUCAAAGCCCACAUGCUCAGCCACAACGGCGAGCGCCCGUUCCACUGUGAUAAAUGCAACGCCAGCUACCGCCGGAAGCACCAUUGGUACCAUCACAAGUGCAACGUCACCACAAGCCCGCCAACGCCCGCCAUCAGCCCUACCAUGUCCCACUGUGACCAAAAAUCCGGCUGCUCGGAAACCUCCGACCUCUCCAUGGAACUCAAGUCCUCGGUACUCCUCCACCAAAAAUACUCCAGCAUCGGUCUCUCCCUGGACUUCAACCCCGCCGAAUCCCGCCACAGUCAUCCCGCCGGUGGAGCCAUCGACCUCCGUUCCAUCCGGUCCGCCCCCGUUCAAAUCACCCACAUCAAAUCCAACCUCCCGGAGCAAACCGAGCCGGAAGACCUCAGCAUGCACUCGCCCCGAUCGCCCGUCACCAUGGAAGAACUCGAAGAGCUCGACGACGCCGCCUCCCUGUACCUGAAACAGCGCCAACACAAGCUGGCGCUGGCAGCAGCCGCCGCCGCUGCCGUCGCCAGCCAACGUCACGGUAUGGAAUCCUAAAUGACCACCCCUACCUAUAAGAAAAAUCCCACCCCUACCUUGAAAGAAAAAUCAAAUUUGUUGUUGACAACCGAUACCAAAUAAUCAAAUCAUGCCAAGAAAAAGACGAAAUCUAUAUCUCGAUAAAGUAUAACAAAGUAGUCUAGUGUAAGUGAGCAGAGCCAUCUACCUAUAUAUAUGAAAACACACAUGAAACUAUUUAAAACAAACAUGACCCAACUCACCCAUCGCCAUCUUGUCUCGACGUCCGCAGCUGUCAAAAGCCCGUGUAAAUAAACAAUCAAAAACCGAAUGUAAAUACAAUCAAACCGGACAAGAUGGCCCCCACCGCCGCUGCGGUGUGUACAAAACCAAACGGGUUCCACGGCAUCCACAUUCAGGGAAAAUACGUUUAGAGAAAAACAAACAAUGGCUGUUCAUCAAGAGAAAACAAUCCGCGAAACAAACAAAAAAAACGGAAAACAAAUCAAAUCUUUAGUUCAGACGACUUGAUCCUCCUAGGUUUUCAAGAGCGAGUACACGUAGUAAUCGGUAUACAAGUUCCUCCUCCAAUAGUGACACUGAAAAAACUAAUCUUACCAAAUCAGUGUGAAAAUAUCCCCAUAGGAAUCCCCCACGAGAAAACACCCGGCGAAACUGGAUUUAACUAUUUAACACCAUGGUGAACUAGUGCAGUGCGGUUGACAGUGGAAUUUGUUACGAUGCUUGUCAAAACAGACGCUGAACGCUGUUUGUUUGAGCGCCGCCGCCAUCUGGCGGUCGAUUAUCUAAUCAUUACUUUUAGUGACUUUUUUUUUUGUUUCUAUGUGUAAGUGAAAGCGCUAUUAUUGAAAUGUACACACGGUUGCCAUUGGUUUUUUUAUCUCGACUAUUAUUAUUAUUUUGCUAAGACGGAAUGGAAGCGAACAAUCAAAAUUCGAUGUGUAAGGUUUUAGGUUCACUAUUUUUUAUUAUAUUAUUGAAUUAUAGGUAUUUUUUAAGCAAGCGCGUGCGGUUUCUCGUCCAGAGUAUAAAUUGUGUAUAUUGGUAUUUUAUGAUUUGUGUUUAGGUGAAUGAUGGAAAAAAGUUAUCGGAAAAUAAAAUAUUUAAAUUUAUUAUCACUGUGAAAUGGUUGAUU
This is a messenger RNA of Aedes albopictus (Asian tiger mosquito), 3760 nucleotides long. RefSeq names its product protein krueppel. NCBI's taxonomy places the organism in Eukaryota, Metazoa, Arthropoda, Insecta, Diptera, Culicidae. The coding region runs from base 1093 to 2643 and encodes 516 amino acids. The record is from RefSeq and is a predicted model, not a curated record. The transcript is spliced from 2 exons.